GGAGCAGCGGUGUGAACUCCUCCGUCCUGAAGAUCUCAGCUUUACCUCUGACUGUUACACAGCACUCGCACUGGAGACUCCUUACACCGAGGCAGGGUGUUGGUUCGUUCCACUCGCUAUUGUUUACACCAGGAAACUUGCUGUCACGGAUACGAUGUGUUUUUCCUCGAGACUCUCCUCAUCACCGGGGCGAGACACUAAUCAGGCCACCAGAGAGCCGAGCGCGAGGCGGUGUGUCCUGGGGAAUCGCUGAAGCUUCACCAUCAACAACACCAGAGAAAAACACGGCGUAGUCCUGCACCAGAGCCGCCACGCUAAUGGAGCUAACAGGACUCGUUGGUCUUAGUGGUGUCCUCACCAUCCUCUCUGUCUUGUCCGGCUCUGAGGGACACGGCGACAGGUGCGAGUGUCCAUUACCCACCAUCACGGAUCAGUUUCCCUCCCAUUUCUCCAACGAGACCUGCUGUCUGAACUUUAGCGGAUCUUCUUUUCCACAUGUCUCCUGGUCUGCAUUAGGAUCCGCACGCAGCCUUCAGAUGCUAGACUUGUCCUUCUGUAACGUCACAUGGAUCCAGGACUUGGAUCCAGGUUCCACUCCUGCUUCCCUACGAGAGGUUUAUUUAAACCAGAACCAGCUGAGGUUCCUUCCUCGAGACUUCCUGGUUGAUGCUGUCGGUCUGAAGGUGCUGGACUUGGGGAAGAACUUUCUGGAAGAACUUCCUGCCCAUUUCCUAAAGAACUCCAAAAACCUGCAAGUUCUUAUUCUUAGUGAAAAUCAUUUGGAAUCACUUCCUGUCUCUGUCCUUAAUCGUCCCUUCCAACAGAUGGAUUUAUGGGGAAACCCGUGGAGAUGCACUUGCUCUUUUGUGGAAGAUCUCCACGGUAUCGAUCAGGGAAACUCCAGCAGGCUGCUGGGCAUUAUGGGUAACCUGACAUGUUCCUCUCCUGAAAGCCUCUCCGGCAGGACAGUUUGGUCCAUUCAUGUCGAUGAGGUUUGUCGUCUUUCAGGUCUCAACGCUCUCUUCAUCCUGCUCCCGCUUCUCCUGCUCGUUGUCCUGACGCUCUGCUGGUGCUGCGGGAGGAAAGAGGAGAAGAAAGACUCGCCAAAAUUUGGCCUAGUGCGUACAAAGAACAGAGAUUUAAGCAAAGAGAGCGCAAAGGACAACAUGCUGAAGAACCAGCUGAUAUUCAGACCUUCAUCAGCUCUUCUGGGGAGCACCAGGGACAUCUAUGAAGAAGUGGAGAUCAAACUGGGAUCAGUGGACUCUCUGGGACCUCCACCUUCCACCACGUCUGGUAAAGAAGAGAACCAGGAGCUGGCAGGUAAACAGGAUUUGGAAACGGUGAGCGUGAGCGAGGUAAUGAGGGACUCAGCAGAUCGAGAGAAAGCCUACAUGACUCAGUCCACUAAGUACUACAGCCUGGUCCCGGGGCUGGAAAUCGACGACUCGGACCACGGGGAGUACGAGAACGUGGACCUGUCAUGAAGUUCACGUUUAGAUAACCUCGAGUGGACAGUGGGUUCAUCCUUGAGGAUCUGAAGCUGAAAUGAAGAAAAAAUGAAGGACGCGCUGACAUCAAACUGGUUGUUUUGAUCUGUUUAUUUUUGUGGUCUGGGUUCACACACACACACACACAUACACACAGGCAUGAAAAAACCAAACUGUGAUGGAGAAACGCGUUUAAAGCGUUUCUGCGGCGCUACAGUGAGGACAGUGAAGACUCGGACGAUGGCGUGUUCGAGAGCGUGGGUUUGGCGUGAGCUCACUGGUCAUAAUGAAACGCUGGACAGGACACGUGAGACGUGAGGAAUGUGGAUUAAGCACGUUAACUAGCAGGUUCUUUGUGUCUCUCAGUGUAAAGAGUGCAGACACAGGGGUCAUUAUUCAGCGCGGGACUGUUCUCCAUCAGAGGAACUCCAUCAGAACUCACGUCUGUUCACCUAAUGAUAUUUCAGCUCCAUCUUCUUCAUCAUCAUCAUCAUCAUCAUCACGGCAGCAUUCGAAACCACAUACAGUAAUUCACUACAAACAUCUUAAAGACCAGUUCCAUUAAGUCUGAGUGAUUUGGAAUGAACACACAGACGUGCAGGAAGUAAAUGCACCCCUGUUGUCUGGAAUAAAACGUACGCACUGAGAUGUGUUAAAUGUAUGAGUGACUGCGGUGUAGAUAUUAAUAAAUUAUUAACUUUGUUAGCUCUCCUUUAAGAGCGACACCUGGCCCAGGUUCAUGAUGAGAACGUUGUUCUUCUGCACUGAUCCCAGAUCAGCAUGAAGACGUGUUUCAGAAAGCGUGCUGUGUCAGACUGAUCUACAACCUGAUCUGUGGAGCUCAGACAUCUCUGUGGAAUUGUCACGUGCAGAGAGAGACGAGAAUAUAUCAAUCUGAAAAAAAGCAAAGUAAAAGUAAUAAUAAUAGUUUAGUUUAUUACAUUUAAUUAUAAAAUGACAGGGGUGCGUUUACUUCUGCACAUCCAUGUGAAUGAUUUAAGUACAUUUAAGAACUUUUGGGUUCCUGGGCGGAGCAGCACCAGAGUGCUUCUAUUUAAAUCAUUUUCUGGACCUGAUGUGAUUAGUGUGUGUGUGUGUGUGUGUGUGUGUGGUUCCUGAGUGUAGAUUGCUUUUAUUUUUUUAUUUUAUUAUUGCUUUUUAUUUCUUUGAAGAACCUAAAACCUGUCAGGUGAUUCAAGUUGUCUGGCUCUGAGUGUUAAAGCAAACGGUUACGAUCAGUCGUAUUGUUACAGAUUGAAGUCUUUAAUAAAAUGAGAAAUUAAUGAUCAUGAGUUCUGUAUUCAGUAAAACUCUCAUUAGCAGAAUGUUCUCAGACUGGAGAGGAGCAGUGGUGCUCAGAUGUACCUCACCUAUCCUCUAACCACACCCCUGUGUCCCCAACAGUGGACUGUAGGACACCAUCUCUGUGCGAUUAUAGCCAAAGGAGCUGAUACACUGCUAGCUAGACGGCUAAUAAACCCAUGUGACCUCCAGCUCUGUGUUCCUGAUAAGAAGCUUUAACUUUACAGUUCUUUUCAUUAUACACUCACAGAUAACCGAGACUAAAAAACAUCUCCACACAAACUUAGAACCCGUGUUCUGGUCCAAACCCUGGAUCUAGUAAU
Clarias gariepinus (North African catfish) is the source of this 3115-nucleotide messenger RNA. Its product is annotated as leucine-rich repeat-containing protein 38. The record is from RefSeq and is a predicted model, not a curated record. Gene Ontology annotation, cellular component: extracellular matrix. Gene Ontology annotation, molecular function: protein binding. The coding region runs from base 318 to 1487 and encodes 389 amino acids. The transcript has 4 exons. NCBI's taxonomy places the organism in Eukaryota, Metazoa, Chordata, Actinopteri, Siluriformes, Clariidae.